Molecule: messenger RNA, 384 nt
Organism: Thlaspi arvense
Lineage: Eukaryota; Viridiplantae; Streptophyta; Magnoliopsida; Brassicales; Brassicaceae
Source: the annotation of a GenBank genome assembly
AUGCUGAAUUCUAGAAACUGGUGGGGUGCGUGUGUCGUCCACGAUGUAUUGUACUAUUACAAUACAAAUUUGAACAAGUUAAGAGCGUAUGAUCCAAAGCAGAGAUACUGGAGAGUGGUGAGAGGUGUAGAAGAAUUGUUGAGUAAGACGGCCGGUUCAUGGGGGUCGAGGACAGUGAGUUACAGUGGGAAAUUAGCUCUGUUCUUUCAUAAAUAUAAUGCUUCGAAGCUGAAGGUAACAAACGAUGUUUGGGUUGCCGAGAUUGCUUUGGAAAGACGCCAAGGAGCAGAGAUUUGGGGUAAGGUGCAAUGGUGUGAUGUUGUGUUUAAUGAUGGUGAUGGGAGACUUUGUAUCGUGGUAAAAUGUUUAUCUGUUAGUAUUUGA